UACAGCAAGCAGUUCCGUGACUGUUAUGGUCGCUUGAUGGUUUAAUAAUUGUAGCAGAUCAUUGACUAAAGUGACUGCAUUUAAGUUUUUGUUUGGGUAAUUAACAUAGAUGGGCAUGGAGACCCAGCGAUAGUUCUCAUGUUCUAAAUGUCCCAUUGGGGUUGGGGAAUACCGGGGUCUAUUUCGGGAGUGGGCUGACUCAGGCGGCCAGCCCCCAGCUUGGAAUGACCCUAAACUGGAGCAGCACUCCGGAAGACUAAAAAAGAGAAAUAAAAAAUAAUAAAGAAAACCUCCGAAAAAUGGAUACCAGCAAUCGGGAGCAAAGUGAGUAUUCCUUUGGGGUCUUAGAGGAUGAACCCACGGGGGGAGGCACUGCCGAUGAUGACGAUGAAGACAUCGAAGAGCUCCGAAACAGUUUAAAGAACAUAGUGCAGGACCAAACAGUGAAACCCAAGCUUCAGUGUCUGAUGGUGGACCCCUCCUUCUCGAUGGUGACGGUGCAGAGUGAGGACAGCGGAAUCGUGUGGGAGACUGUGUCCAGCCGCUGUUCGACUCCGUGGGCCUCGGAGGGCAGCACCACCUCAGACACAUACAGUCUGGAGGGCUCUGCUGCCCCGGGCAAAAUAGUGAUUAUCAUGGAUGAGGAUAAAAUUGUGAGGAAGAGGAAGAAAAGAAGCGGAGGGAAGCUGGGAGAGAGACUGAAAAGACCAUCAUCUAGAAAUUUCCCAGGGGGGAAUGAAAGACCAUUCAUGACUGAGGUCUCUGUCCCUAACAUAAGACCUGAAGGUGCAGGUGAAAAUGGAGAACCCAAAGAAGAUAAAGAACAGCAGUUAUUUAACUUAGUUUCUGAGGGUUUUGAGAUACUAAACAUUAUUGUUCCCUCAAAACUUGCUACAGUGGAUGAAGAAGAAAGCUCUGAGAUGUCAGAUAACUUGUCUUAUUUGGAGAACACAGCAAUAAUAAAAUCAAAACUGAUACGUGAUGAAACAGAGUUAACAGAAACCACGAAAGCGAUUGUUGAAGUCGAAGAAGAGGAGGAGAAGAUAAAGCAGGCUGAAACAGAAAGUGUUCCAACUGUUGAACCUGAGGGAUCUCAGGAUUCGGUCGAUAAAGAAGCCAAGAAGGAUGGGACAAGUGAUAUGGAUUAUUUUGAGAAGUUUACAUUGUUGGAUGUGCAAUUCUCAGAUGAGCUUUCUACUGGGACUGAGGAACACGUGUUAGUAAAGAAUACUCUAGGAACUGACCAACUGGAAGAUCAUGAAAAAAUUACAGGUGAUGGUUCAACAUCUGAAGAUGCAUUCAUUAUUAUUGGUGAUGGUGAAAUAGCGAGCGAGCAUCUUGAUGAGAUUUUCAAUAAAAGUGAAGGCUAUGAUCAGACAAGUGAUUCAGCUUUCUAUGAGGAAAGAGAUGAAGAGGAGCAAUUGGAGAGUCAGGGAGGACCAUUGAACACAACUAUGAAAGAAAGUGGUUCAGCCUUAUUUGGUAGCCAAGAGACUAUUCUCACACCUAUAUUUCUGUCUGAGGGACCGCCAAAAAUUAUUGAUCCUAUACUUCUGGAGGAGCCUGCGGCCAUGUCAUUCCUCUACACUGACCUUUAUGAGGAAGCAGUAGGAAACAGGAGGAAAGAUGAAGAGUCCUCUGAUGUGGAAAGCGUUGUCUCUGAGAAGGCAUUUCAGAGGAGGCUUUCUGACUCUGAUGACGCAAGUGGGUAUUUGGAAAAGUUCAUUUUGAAAGAUGAGACACCUGUCGUGGAAAGUGAAGCUACAGAGCAAGAUCAGAAUGAAGAUGGAUUACGAAUGUGGUCUCAGAGCUCAUUUGAGCUCAUGGGGUGUCUGACACGGGUGGAAGAAGAAGACACAAAGAAGGAAGAUAUCAGUAGAGAAGCAACACAGAGUAUGCCAAAUGAAAAAAGAGAAGAAAUAGUCACAAUAUCAGUAAGUAAAAAUGAUGACUUUGCAUUCCAGGAUACAGCCCCUGAAAAUGAGGCAUCUUCAGAGGCCAGAAUGUAUUCAGAUUUGUCGAAAUCUCAUUUAGAAGCAUUUGGAAAUAAGGUGGGGAGCACACUUGUUGCAGGUAAGGAAAAAGUUGAUAGACCAGAGGAAUUAGCUGGGGAAGUAGUCACUGAUGGACGAAGUAUGAAAGAUAAGGUGGAAGAACCAAUCACUGCUUCAAAGCCUAAAACUCUGGACCAGGGAACAGUCAGUGUCACUGAAGAUAUCACAGGAAAAACCAAAGAAAGCACUGCUGAUCAUAAAAAUAAAAACAUUAUCACAAAGAGUAAAGUUUUGCAAAGUAAAACGGAAAGCAUUAGUCCAGAACCAAAAUGCUCAUCUUCAAAAUGGGUGAAAAGCCAUGAAGAAUCUCAUGAUAAAACUGAAAAAACAAUUAUAGUCCAGACACCUGAAGUUGAAACAAAGGAAAAUUUGAAUUUGAAUGAAAAUUGUAAAAGUAAGCUUGAAGACACAGUUGUCCAUCAGAAGCCUAAAAGCAAAGGUCAGGAAUUAGUCCCUGAUAGUGAAGUAUCUCAAAAAAUAUCCUCUGCACAUAAACUUUCAGAGACUAAAAAUGGAUCAGCUGUUGGUCUUAAGAAACCUGAAUGCAAAAAUAAGGUAAUUGAAAGCGAGAUACUGGAAGACGACUAUGAAAAAAGCACAGAGAGUGUGAAGAGCCAGACUGAGCAAGUGAGCCAUGAUUUUUCAGAUGGCAUAAAGAGACUGCCCACUCAAAAAUCAACAGAAAGAAAACUGCCCUUGGAGGAAGUCUCAGAGAAAAGAACAGACUCUACUUAUGGAAUGAAAUUGCAGGUUUCACCAGUCCCUGAGUUAAUUGAAGCACCCAAGAUGAUGAAUUUGCAGGAAGAUGACAGUGGGAGAGAGAUAGAAGAUACUGUGGAGAAAGAAACAAUACCUAAGAUCCAAGAUGACAAUAUAAAAGUGAACACGACUCUUAAAGAGUGGGACAGUAGUGCUGUUCAGUUGAUUAGGGAAUUCCAAACGGUCCCAAAGAGAGAGAACGAGUUACUCAGACUGUCACCAUUGCUACUUGCAGAAAUAGAAGAAGAAAAUAAAAAAGAACAGGAGGAACCAGAUGUGUCAGUAAGAGGAGAAGGUUUAUAUUCUCCACUCAGGAGUUUUCCACCAGAGGUAAACCUCUCACAGUAUGGGAAAGAGGCAGAUCAAGGUGCGGAAAUUGCUGAGGAGUUGGGCUAUGAGAUGAUUACUCAGCAAGAGGCAAGAGAUUCAGGGCUCAUUGAAUCUUGGGAGGAGAAGAAAAACCAUAAGAGUGGUCUUGGCUUCACAGGACCACAUCUCCCCACUGAUGACCUGCUGGAGGAUGAGUAUGAGAUGAUCGAAUCUUUGGAUGAAUUAGAGCAAGCAGAACAUGAUUCCAAAGGACAAGCUAUGGAUGCCUUCUGCUUAAUCUGCCAGUGCCCAGUUUUAGCUGUGGAUAAGCCCUUUGGUGAACAUCAGGAUCAUGAGAUAUCAACACUGGAUGAGGCCUAUGAUGACAUUAGGAGCAAACUUGGUGAGUGGAUUUCUGUGUUACAAGAACGAUCGGAAAAGAUUGAGGAUAUGGUCUCCGAGCUAGAGCUGGCAUACAAUACAGUAGAAGAACACUUUAAAACAUGUGAGCAGUCCCUGGAUGAACAAAAUAAAGGAAUGAUGAAGCUGGUGAUGGACCAGUACAAUGAAAUGUCCCAGAGUAUAGAGGAGGAAAAGAAGGUCAAGCUGGAGCAGCUUUAUGACCAGAUUGUCGGGUUCCAGGAGAAGAUCGAUUCAGCAAAGGAAACCCUGAAAAAGAACGCUAAUGAAGUCGAAGUGCCUGAUGAACUUGCCUUUGUCUCUUCAUCUGCAGACGUCAAUGAGAGGCUGACCUCAGCCUUGGAGUCCUGCUUGUCUCAUGAACUUACCCCCAGUGCUUUCCCUAUGUUUGAGGACUAUUCUAAGAACGCUUCCGGGUGUAGGCGCAAGGAGCUUGAAGGCAUCGCAAUCCCUCAGAAGCCCCACCUGCAACCACAAGAAGCAAACUCUGCCACGAGUACCUCUGUCACAGUCUACUGGAAAGUCAAUGAAGGGGAUGUCAUCGACUGCUUCCAGGUCUACUGCAUGGAGGAGCCUCAUGCAGCUCUAACAGAAGAGUACCGAGUGACGGUGAAAGAGAGCUACUGCUCCCUGGAGGAUCUGGACCCUGAUAAGAGUUACAAGGUCUGGGUUAUGGUUGUCAAUUACACAGGCUGCAGCCUACCCAGCGAGAAGCUCACCUUCAGAACUGCGCCCUCCGUGCCGGUCAUCGAGACAGAGCGCUGCACGGUGUGCUGGGACUCAGCCGUCAUCCGCUGGAGCCCCGGCCACCCAGAGACUGCAGAGAGCUUCACGCUGGAAUACUGCCGCCAGUAUGCCUGCGAAGGCGAGGGCCUCAGGUCCAUCUCUGGCAUAAGAAGCUGUGAGCAGAAGGUGCUCCUGCAGCCAAAUGAGAGCUACCUGUUCUACAUAAAAGCAGUGAACACUGCUGGAGCCAGUGACCAGAGUGAAGCCACUCUCAUCUCCACUAGAGGCACCAGGUUCCACCUGCUGAAGAACACUGGCCACCCGGCACUGGAGCUGUCCGAAGACAUGAACACUGUGCAUUGGCGUGACGAGGCCUUUGCCCAGACGGGUGCAGACAGGUAUCCGGGAAUCUUGGGAGAGGUCCUGCCCCCACGAGGGUACCAUUACUGGGAAACGUCAGUGUCGGACUGCAAAGCCUACAAGAUUGGUGUGACCUAUGACUCCACGCUCCACUACAGCCCACUGGGGGAGAACAGUACUUCCUGGUGCCUUCACUGCAUUCCCACAUCAGACAGCUGCCACUUUGAGCUCCUCCACGACAGCCUGCAGACCAGCAUCAUUGCUGCGGUGGCCCCCGCCAGGAUCGGCACCAUGCUGGACUUCACUCGCGGGAGGCUGUCCUUCUUCAACAGCGAGAGCGGGCAGCUCCUGGGCUCCUCCCUGCACCCGUACUCUCGGGCCUGUCACCCGGCGCUGGUGCUGGAGCAGCCCGGCAGCCUGGCCCUGCACGCGGUCUUGGAGGUGCCUGAGUUCGCCAAGCACUGCUAGCCCUUGUGGGCGUCCACCCCACUAGCUUGGAUGGACUGUUUGGGUGUCUCUUACCCAAGAAAAUAAAGAAGGGGGAAAAAAAUAGUUUUCCCAGUUCUAAAUUUC
Molecule: messenger RNA, 5201 nt
Organism: Paramormyrops kingsleyae
Lineage: Eukaryota; Metazoa; Chordata; Actinopteri; Osteoglossiformes; Mormyridae
Gene: cmya5
Product: cardiomyopathy associated 5
Cellular component (GO): cytoplasm
Molecular function (GO): protein binding
Source: RefSeq, a predicted model, not a curated record